UCUAUUUUAAAUACAACAUUAAAAGACGCUAAACCAAUGGGGUAUAGUAGCCAUAAUAUACUCCAAAAACAAAUCUGUCUUAUUACAACUUUAAUAAUGAGCCUUAUAGGGUAUUACUACUUCCAACAACAGAAAAUCAUUGUUAUACGCAUUAUACUUUCAAAACAUAUCGUUAUAGCCAUUAUUAAACAAUUAAUAAUGAGAUGCACCACAACUUUUCAUUCUUUCUUCCUUCUUUAUUAUGUGACCAACAAACACUAGCUGGUAGCGUAUAUAUAUAGGUGACAUAUCUUGAAGGAGAUAUAUUAUAAUAAUUUGUAAACUUCAAAUGGCAGGAAUCAGUAGUUGCAAGAAGGCUCUUCCUGCCUUCAAUGUCUCUCUGGUCCGUAAGCUGGGAGCUGAGUUUGUAGGAACGUUCAUCAUGGUGUUUGGAGCAACAGCAGCGCCCCUGGUGAAUCAAGAGCACGAUGGAUCAGCAGGAGCCUUAGUUGGAAACGCAGUGUGCUCGGGUCUGGCAGUGAUGGUGGUCAUAUUUUCGACUGGCCACAUCUCGGGAGCCCAUCUAAAUCCUGCUGUGACCAUCGCAUUCGCAACCUUCAAGCACUUCCCUUGGGUUCAAGUCCUCCCUUACAUAGCAGUCCAGGUUCUGGCCUCCAUAUCCGCCUCUUUCCUUCUCAAGGCAGCCUUUCACCCCUUCAUGUCCAGUGGACUCACCCUUCCUACUGUUUCCCUUCACGAAGCUUUUGCCGUCGAGUUUGUCGUCACCUUCUUCCUCAUGUUCAUUGUCACCGCUGUCUCCACCGACACACGUGCGGCAGGAGAAUUGGCGGGAAUAGCAGUUGGAGCUACCGUUAUCCUCAAUGUUCUCAUAUCAGGGAAAUCAACAGGUGGGUCAAUGAAUCCUGUACGGAGCCUGGGUCCAGCAAUUGCAGCUGGGAAUUUUAAAGGGUUGUGGAUAUACUUGGUGGCUCCACCACUAGGGGCUUUAGCUGGGGCAGCCACCUACACUGUUGUUAAGAUCUCGGAUAGAACACAAAAUCAGGUUCACGAUGACUCUAUUCGUCAGGACUCCGUUUCCGUAAUAAGUGAUAAUUAUCAGCCACAUCCCGCAGGUAACAUCAUGAUAUGAUCUGCCGUACGCUCUUUAACCCAAAAGGUUAACAAGUUCUUCAACCAUUCCACCAAGAUUUGAGUAUGUACCGUGUUUGAAUACAUAUAAAUUUAUAUAUAUAAAUAUAUUUUAUAUAUAUAAACAUACUGGGCUAUCAAAUCAAGCCUUGAAUGUCCAUUUCUAGUCACUCUAUAUACAUAACAACAUAAAAACCGCAAACUGGUUAAGGAUACGAACAAUAAGCAAAGUUGUAGUGGUCAGAAAGCGCUCUUCAAUAACAAGUACUGAGACCAAAUGAAAACCAGUCAUUCUAUUUUUUUUUCCCUUGUAGGGUCCAAGGUUGGGAAGGAUCUGGCCGUUUCUUCCUAUUGCAUGUGUUUAAUUUGCAACGUCAUUGUUUUCAUUUAUUAGGGGUUUCUAUCAUUUCUUCCUUCCCACCUCAAUAGCUCGGGGCUAGCUCGGGGUGUGUGGUAGCUUCUGUAAUCAGUCUCCUAGAAAAUUUAUAGUGUUCCUGCAUAAAUGUAAGGGUUGAAAAAAAAAAAGAUAUAUGAGCAUUGUAUUUGUUAUAAAUUAUAAUUUAAUAAAAUUGGUGGUUGUGGAAGGUUGAAAGGUGUAAUAUAGUUUUAUCUCUGUAUACAUUUCAUAAUCAAUAUAUAUUUUUAUUGUUAUUUAAGAAA
Messenger RNA from Cannabis sativa, 1788 nucleotides. RefSeq names its product probable aquaporin NIP5-1. The record is from RefSeq and is a predicted model, not a curated record. The transcript has 6 exons. Gene Ontology annotation, biological process: transmembrane transport. Gene Ontology annotation, cellular component: membrane. Gene Ontology annotation, molecular function: channel activity. NCBI's taxonomy places the organism in Eukaryota, Viridiplantae, Streptophyta, Magnoliopsida, Rosales, Cannabaceae. The coding region runs from base 329 to 1129 and encodes 266 amino acids.